This is a messenger RNA of Daphnia magna, 1011 nucleotides long. RefSeq lists its product as uncharacterized. Lineage: Eukaryota; Metazoa; Arthropoda; Branchiopoda; Diplostraca; Daphniidae. The transcript has a single exon. Gene Ontology annotation, molecular function: nucleic acid binding. The coding region runs from base 1 to 1011 and encodes 336 amino acids. The record is from RefSeq and is a predicted model, not a curated record. Gene Ontology annotation, biological process: DNA integration.
AUGCCGCCCCUUUUGGCAUCGCUUCCAGUACAUCGAAUUACCCCGUAUCGCCCUGCUUUUGCCUUCACGGAAAUCGAUUACUCCGGUCCUCUUACUGUACGUGUUGGUGGAAAAGGUGUAAGGCACGAAAAGCGAUGGAUCAGUCUUUUCACGUGUCUAACAACCAGGGCUGUUCAUCUAGAAACUUCAGUUGGACUCAGUCUGGAAGAAUUCUUGCUGUGCUUCACCCAGUUCGUCAGUGUACGUGGAAAACCGGAGGUAAUUUACAGCGACAAAGGAACAAAUAAUGUUGCAGCCGAGCAAGAACUUCGCCAGGCUCUGGAAAAACUUGUCGAAAGACGCAACGAACUCCAGACCAUAACCUCCUGUCAGCAGAUAAAAUGGCAUUUUUCUCCUCCGGAUGGGCCCCAUUUCGGGGGAGUAUGGGAAAGACUGGUGCAAUCGUGCAAACGUGCGAUGAAAAUCAGUGUUGGGACUCGUCUCGUCACUGAUCGUGUCCUAAGAACCGUCGUUGCCGAGGUGGCCGCCUUGCUCAAUUCAAGACCACUGACUCAUCUCAGCAUGGAUCCUUACAAUCCUGAUCCCCUCACACCGAAUCACUUUCUACACGGUGGGGCACGUCCUUAUACACCACUAAAGUUAUCAGAUGAAGAAAACGUAGACGUAACCGCAAAGCAAUUUCUGCAAAGCCAGGCCAUCAUUCAACAUCUUUUGAAUCGAUGGCUACGUGAAUACGUUCUUCAUCUGACUGAAAGAAGAAAGUGGGCCGAAAAUCGGCCAAAUGUUACUGUGGGGGAUAUAGGGCUUGUUAUUGAAUCAAAUACUUUACGUGGGCAGUGGCCAUUAGGCAAAGUGAUAGAAAUAAUGUCCAGUGCCGCUGACAAUGUCGUUAGAGUGGUUAAAGUGAAGCUUGUUAACCACAAAAACCCUUUUAUAGGCCCUGUGACAAAGCUCUUUGUUUUAGCUACGGCCAAAGGGCAAGGGGUAAAACGUUUAAAUGGAUUGUACUGA